AUGACUGGAUUGAAAAAUUUGAACUUGUUGGGAAAUCAUUUCACUGGCAAAAUUCCCUCUGAGAUUUCGCAAUUGACUUCGUUGACCGGACUUUACCUCGAGUUGAAUCGGUUGUCAGGCACCAUUCCCUCGGAGAUUGGACUAUUGACUUCAUUGUCCGUGCUUGACUUUUGGAGCAAUCAAUUGACCGGUCAGAUUCCUUCUGAGCUUGUGCUCCUGACCUCAUUGGCAGGCCGUCUUUCCCUAUCUGCCAAUCAGUUUACCAGUCCAGUUCCUUCUGAGUUUGGUGCAUUUACUGGUUUAAGUAUGCUGUUGUUGAAUGGCAACCAGUUGACAGGUCCAGUGCCUUCUGAGCUUGGAAAGUUGAGUGCUUUGAAUUCAUUAUGGUUGAAUCAAAAUCAUCUCACUGGUCAAGUCCCUUCCGAGCUUGGCCUUUUGACGGCUUUGACAGGGCUUAGGUUCAACGACAAUCUAUUGACGGGGACAAUUCCUUCUGAGCUUGCGUUCUUGACCUCAUUGGAAGACCUUUGGAUUUACUCGAAUCAGUUGACCGGUCGGAUUUUAUCAGAGCUUGGCCAACUAAGCUCGUUGCGUUGGCUGCAUCUUCAUGAGAAUCGGAUGACAGGUCCAUUUCCUUCUGAGCUUGGACAGCUGACCUCAUUGCGAGAGCUUGAACUGUCUGCCAAUCAGUUCACCGGCACAAUCCCUACAGAAAUUGGCAUGAUGACAGCUUUGACAUCUCUGAGCCUUCAAAACAAUAACCUGACAGGAGCACUUCCCAUCCAACUGAAUGCAUCUAUGGUGUUAAGGCUAUAUGGGAACCAGUUCUCGGGGACUGUGCCAGAGCAUCUUUGUUCAUUUCUAUGGUGUGAUUGUUCCCAAAAUGAGACGCAUUCGGUUGCCACAUGUGCUGACCUCACUGAAGGUCCGCCUGCUUGGCCUGGGCGGUUUCCAACCACAGGUCUUGCUGUCAUGCUCAAUAUUCAAACCGCUGAUCAUCCAUGGGAAACAUCGUGGGUUUGGCAGAAGGAAACCAAUGUGACUGGUAUUUGGGCUGCAUUGGAAUCAGAUGGUCCACUGGGUGUUAAAGAGUAUCUGUACUCCUCUCUCUUCCCAGUUAUCACUGACACAUCCUACAGACUGGUUGUAUCAGACAGUUUUGGUGAUGGCAUAUCCUCUGGCUGGAUCACUGUGACAGCCACCAACCAAACCACGUUGUAUUCUUUGGAAGCUGGGGAGACCUUUUCUGAAAUUACCAUUGGCGUUUUGGUUGGAGCAGAUGGAUUUGUUGGCAUAACCAAUUCUACAACUCUGUGA
Messenger RNA from Seminavis robusta, 1317 nucleotides. The record is from the annotation of a GenBank genome assembly. Lineage: Eukaryota; Bacillariophyta; Bacillariophyceae; Naviculales; Naviculaceae.